Phaeoacremonium minimum UCRPA7 is the source of this 1146-nucleotide messenger RNA. RefSeq names its product putative aryl-alcohol dehydrogenase protein. The record is from RefSeq and is a predicted model, not a curated record. Bases 1 to 1146 code for a protein of 381 amino acids. The transcript has a single exon. Lineage: Eukaryota; Fungi; Ascomycota; Sordariomycetes; Togniniales; Togniniaceae.
AUGACCUUCCCAAUCCCACCAGAGCCCAAAACCGAGCUAGGCCGCUACCGCGUCCUGGCUGGGACAGCGGGUGUGAGAGUGUCGCCGCUCGUGUUGGGGGGUAUGUCCAUCGGAAAGUCGUGGGCCUCAUGGAUGGGGGCCAUGGAUGAAGAGCAAUCUUUCAAACUGUUGGAUGCCUAUGCCGGUGCCGGUGGUAACUUUAUCGAUACUGCCAACAACUACCAAAAUGAGGACUCUGAAGUGUAUAUAGGGAAUUGGAUGUCUGCUAGAGGUAACCGAGAUCUUAUGUUUGUGGCAACCAAGUAUACGAAUGAUUUCCGUGGGUGGGAUAUUGGUAUGGGGAAAACCGUUAACUAUGCUGGAAACCAUAAGAAGUCUUUACGGCUAUCUAUUGAGGCUUCGCUCCGCAAGUUACAGACAAGCUACAUUGACUUGCUCUAUGUGCACUGGUGGGAUUGGACAACCUCAAUCGAAGAGCUGAUGGAUUCACUCCAUAUUCUUGUUGAACAAGGCAAGGUCCUCUAUCUCGGUAUAUCCGAUACUCCAGCCUGGAUCGUCUCGGCGGCCAACACCCACGCGAAGGCGCACGGGAAAACACCUUUCUCUGUAUAUCAAGGCCGCUGGAACCUGAUGCUUCGGGAUUUCGAGCGAGAUAUCAUUCCGAUGGCACGGCAUUUCGGUAUGGCAUUGUGUCCUUGGGAUGUCCUCGGUGGCGGUCAGCUGCAGACGAAGACACAACGCGUGGCUCGUCAAAAGUCUGAUUCGACUGGUCGUGGUAAUCAGCAGAGUGAAGAGGCACGCAGAGUUAGCGAUGCGCUGGAAAAGGUGGCUGCUGAGCACGGAAUCGAGGGCAUUCAACCUAUCGCACUAGCAUAUGUGAUGCAGAAGACAUCUCAUGUUUUCCCUCUAGUGGGUGGUCGGAAGGUCGAGCACCUCUACGACAAUAUCAGGGCGUUGAGCAUACAAUUGACAGAUGAUCAAGUCAAGUAUAUCGAGAGUGUUAAGCCCUUUGAUGUCGGGUUCCCACUGGACUUCAUCGGUGAUGACCCCCGGGUGACCAAACAAACACCCGAGAUGAUGCAGUCAUUGCUCGGGGCGAAGAUCAGUUGGGAUAAUGCACCGAAGGCUAUAGGACAUACUUCAUAG